Molecule: messenger RNA, 2304 nt
Organism: Oryza sativa Japonica Group (Japanese rice)
Lineage: Eukaryota; Viridiplantae; Streptophyta; Magnoliopsida; Poales; Poaceae
Source: RefSeq, a predicted model, not a curated record
AGACAAAGGUACCACCAGCAUCCUCAUCCCCACCACCCUCUCUGAAAUCUACUACUACCACCGCUAUCCCCACAAGCGGCUAGACAGGCAGCCCCCCGCCCCGUUGCAAACUGCGGCUAUGUGGCUCUGGCACCGAGAUUAUUAUAGCGACCGCAGCAGCAGCAGCAGCAGCAGCAGCAGAAGCUAGGCUACAGAGGUCGCAGUCUCUCUCGCAGUCGCAGCGGCAGAGACAAGGCCGCUCUUCUCUUCUCUUCUUCCUUUCCUUGUGCAUAGCGUAGCGGCUAGCUGUUGCAGCAGCAGAGAGGUCUCCACUUCCCUUUCCUCCCACCCCGAGAAAGCCAAAAAAAGAAAAAUUAUUUUUCAAAAAAAAAGCUCGCCUCGCCCUCGCGUCGUCGUCCCCAUCACCCCCCCUCCUCCGCUCCGAGUACGCGUGCGUAUACCACCACCUCCAUCUCCACCACCGUAUGUAUCUACGGUGAGGCGGCGGCGGCGGAGGAGGAGGAGGAGGGGGAGUGGUGAGGGUUUCAUCUGCGGAGGAGGAGGGAGGAGGAGGGAGGAGGGUAGAUCUGGGAGGGGGAUGGGGAACAGGAUAGGGGGGAGGAGGAAGGCGGGGGUGGAGGAGAGGUACACGAGGCCGCAGGGGCUGUACGAGCACAGGGACAUCGACCAGAAGAAGCUCCGGAAGCUGAUCCUCGAGGCCAAGCUCGCGCCGUGCUACAUGGGCGCCGACGACGCCGCCGCCGCCGCCGACCUCGAGGAGUGCCCCAUCUGCUUCCUGUACUACCCAAGUCUUAACCGAUCAAAGUGUUGCUCAAAAGGGAUAUGCACCGAGUGCUUUCUCCAAAUGAAACCAACUCACACUGCUCAGCCUACACAAUGUCCAUUCUGCAAAACUCCCAGUUAUGCUGUGGAGUAUCGUGGUGUAAAGACAAAGGAGGAAAGGAGCAUAGAACAAUUUGAAGAGCAGAAAGUCAUAGAAGCACAAAUGAGGAUGCGCCAGCAAGCACUUCAAGAUGAAGAAGAUAAGAUGAAAAGAAAACAGAACAGGUGCUCUUCUAGCAGAACAAUCACACCGACCAAAGAAGUGGAGUAUAGAGAUAUUUGCAGCACAUCCUUUUCAGUGCCGUCAUACCGAUGUGCUGAGCAAGAAACUGAAUGCUGUUCAUCGGAACCUUCAUGCUCUGCCCAGACUAGCAUGCGCCCUUUCCAUUCUAGGCAUAACCGUGAUGAUAACAUUGACAUGAAUAUAGAGGAUAUGAUGGUUAUGGAAGCGAUUUGGCGUUCCAUUCAGGAGCAGGGAAGUAUAGGGAAUCCUGUCUGUGGCAACUUUAUGCCUGUAACUGAGCCAUCUCCGCGUGAACGCCAGCCAUUCGUUCCAGCUGCUUCUCUAGAAAUACCUCAUGGUGGUGGAUUUUCCUGUGCGGUUGCGGCAAUGGCUGAGCACCAGCCACCCAGUAUGGACUUCUCUUACAUGGCUGGCAGCAGCGCAUUCCCAGUUUUCGACAUGUUCCGGCGACCAUGCAACAUUGCUGGUGGAAGCAUGUGUAAUCUGGAGAGCUCACCGGAGAGCUGGAGCGGGAUAGCACCAAGCUGCAGCAGGGAAGUGGUAAGAGAAGAAGGAGAGUGCUCGGCUGACCACUGGUCGGAGGGUGCAGAGGCCGGAACAAGCUACGCGGGCUCAGACAUCGUGGCAGAUGCCGGGACCAUGCCGCAGCUGCCUUUCGCCGAGAACUUCGCCAUGGCGCCAAGCCACUUCCGCCCGGAGAGCAUCGAAGAACAGAUGAUGUUUUCCAUGGCUCUUUCUUUAGCAGAUGGUCAUGGAAGAACACACUCGCAAGGGUUGGCAUGGUUGUAGGUAGAGCACUCUAAUUUUGACGCCUUGCUGCCCUCUCCCUUGCGCUGCUGUUGCUGCCCUUCUCUCCCCUGCCUCCUGCUUCUGCCUCCUUUUUGCCACCAGCUCUUGGCCUUUUUGUUCACCCCUUUUUUGCAUGUGUUUUGUCGUCAUGGUUUGAUAUAGAUCCAGCUAUAGCUCUCCAUUGUUAUUGCUUAUAUGUAUGUAAAAUGGAAUAUGAGGAAAUAGAAAAAAGGAAAAUGGGUCAACAGUUCUUUUGGCAGUAGGAUGUGAAUUGUUUUUUUGGUUGCGAAAGCGUAUAGCAUCCUUCAAUUCUUGCAGUUGGAAGCAAUGUUUGCAGGUUGCAUGUAUGUUUGUGAUUUCACAUCCUUAUUGUGUAAGAAUGUUACACUUACAGCAGCCAAUGGAAGAGCUAUCUCGAUGAGAGGCGAGCUGCUACCAGCAUUCAGCCA